This is a messenger RNA of Aspergillus novofumigatus IBT 16806, 299 nucleotides long. RefSeq lists its product as uncharacterized. NCBI's taxonomy places the organism in Eukaryota, Fungi, Ascomycota, Eurotiomycetes, Eurotiales, Aspergillaceae. The record is from RefSeq and is a predicted model, not a curated record. Bases 9 to 185 code for a protein of 58 amino acids. The transcript has a single exon.
CUUCCACAAUGAGACUUGGAGCCUUCGCUCUCCGUUCCACCUCUAUCACGGCUAAGCCUGCCGUGCAGUCCGCUGCUUUCAACGGCUUGCGUUGCUAUUCUACUGGCAAGGCCAAGGUUCGUGACGCUUGUUCGGGUUCAAUUGACACGUUUCGAGCUUUCUUUACUGAUAACUUCUUCUUCUAGUCCCUCAAGGAGACGUUCGCCGAUAAGCUUCCCGGUGAGAUCGAGAAGGUUAAGAAGCUCAGAAAGUAGGCGCACAGCGUAUAAAUGCUACCUACCAUACAGCGAGUGCUAAUC